Hermetia illucens (black soldier fly) is the source of this 9566-nucleotide messenger RNA. RefSeq names its product protein daughterless (gene da). Gene Ontology annotation, molecular function: DNA-binding transcription factor activity, RNA polymerase II-specific; RNA polymerase II cis-regulatory region sequence-specific DNA binding; protein dimerization activity. The transcript has 12 exons. Gene Ontology annotation, cellular component: transcription regulator complex. The record is from RefSeq and is a predicted model, not a curated record. Gene Ontology annotation, biological process: regulation of transcription by RNA polymerase II. Lineage: Eukaryota; Metazoa; Arthropoda; Insecta; Diptera; Stratiomyidae. Bases 64 to 1713 code for a protein of 549 amino acids.
AUUUUGUUUUCAUGAUGUCAAAAUGUGGGGCGCUUUCGAUGCCUGUCUGUAGUAAACUUCAAAAUGGCGACCAGUGACGAUGAGCCGAUGCAUCUUUACGAAGUUUUUCAAAAUUGUUUCAAUAAAAUUGCAAAUAAACAGCCUGGCGCAGAUAAAAAUGGCUACCAAUCACCGUAUGUUGGUUUAGAUAACGGAAUGUACACCGGCGAGGAAUUCCCCCAUGACAGUUCCGGCGGAAGCGCUAGAUAUGCUUCCCCAAAGGCCGGAGGAACGUUAUAUCAACCAGAGCAAUACUUCGAUUCGACUGGUGGAAAUUGGUAUUCAUCGCCAACCGGGUCAUAUCCUCCACAAACAACGUCGUAUAAUAACGCAGGCCAUUCUAAUCACCUAGGAUCCUCUCAUGGUCACGAAUAUACUAUGUCGCCAGGAAUGGUUCAUAUGGAUAAUCACCUAGCACCACAAAAUCAACCACAAACUUUACCGCCAAUGAGUUCAUUCCGUGGAAGUAACGUACAACCCGUCCCAUCUGGUUUGCAAAGUCAAAAUUCUCCUGCACUUUAUAGUUCGACACUUGGCCAUGCAACUCAUUCACAUCCACACACUCAGCAUAGUCCGGCAGUGCAAAAUGAUACAAUGGUUGGAAAAGCAAUGCAAACCAUGUAUACAGCGGCAGAUCAAAGUAUUAGUAGUUUCAGCUCAAAUCCUUCGACCCCUGUCAAUUCCCCACCACCUCUAACAACACAGCCACAGCAGCAAGCAUCGCACGGCUUGCUGCCGAAUACAAACGGAAAUAAUGCAUCAUGGCAACAAUUGACGCCUGUCAUUAAUGGAUCUACAGUAGCUGCUACAAAUAGCUUAACACUACCAAACGGUGGCUAUCCGAAUGACUUGGUGUCUCGAGGACUGCAUAUGGCAAGUCAACCUGAAUUGCAACCAAUUAAUGACGCAAUAGGGUUCUUAACGGGACAUAUAGAUAGUACAACGACAUUUCAAGGUACACGUAUGGAAGAGCGUCUCGACGAUGCAUUAAAUGUAUUAAGGAACCAUUGCGAACCGCAAUUAGGACUACCGUUAGGAAAUAUUGAAGGACCCUCGACAUUUGUACCUACUUCGCCCAUAGGACCCUCAACUCUAGCGCAGGAUACAAUAACAAAUGAUGCAUCGCCAUCUAUUAAAAUGGAAAGAGCACCAGCUUCAGUAACAGCAAUAAAUUCAAAAAAAAGAAAAGAACCACCAGAUGCGGACACAAAACCCAGUAGCUCAGUCGAAACAAAAGGUGCAAAGAGGGCCCGACGGUAUGGUAGUAGUAAUACUACAAAUGAUAGUGGUGAUGACACUAUAGAUCCCUCUAAUAAAGCUAUUAGAGAGAAAGAGCGGCGACAAGCAAAUAAUAUUAGAGAGAGAAUACGAAUCCGAGAUAUUAAUGAGGCAUUAAAAGAACUCGGAAGAAUGUGUAUGGCGCAUCUAAAAUCUGACAAGCCACAAACUAAACUGGGCAUCUUGAAUAUGGCUGUUGAGGUCAUCAUGACAUUAGAGCAACAAGUCAGAGAACGAAACCUCAACCCAAAAUCAGCCUGCCUGAAGAGGCGAGAGGAGGAGAAAGCUGAGGAUGGUCCAAAAAUUCCACAACAUCAUAUGAUGGCACAAGCACCAUAUGCAGCGAUGCCGGGCCCACCUACAAAUUUACCUCACAACUCUGGACAACCACAAUAGCAGUUUAAUAUUUUCCGGAAGGUACCAUAUGUAAAUAACAGUUAAAUUAUAAGAAAGAGAUAUAAGGAUGAAAGUAUAUCGGAACAGAGUAGUAUGUAUUUACACUUAAUAUUAUGAUACAUAAAAAAAAAGUUACAUAGAAAUCGAUGAGACAUUUUUCAAAAGAAAGUAUAAAUUUUGAAAAAUAAAUACUAUAUACAAUCCAAUAAGUGACGGUCGUACAGAUAUUAUGUUCGCACUCUAUAUUCAGUGAAAGUGAAAAAAAACGUAAGAAAAUGUAGUUGCAGAAAAAUCGAGGUUUGUUUAAGCGAUGUUAAUUCGUCCACACUAUAUGUACCGCUUCAGUAUGAAAAUAAGAGGAUUCCUCAUAUCUUAAAAUAGUUUUUUCGAAAUUAUGUUGUUUAUGUCACAAGGAGAAGGAAACAAGUUGUUCCCGAAAUAUCGAUAUAUGUAUGUAUUUGUAUUUCUCCUGUUCGCUUUUUUUUGUGGAGUAUAGGGAAUCCACACAGUCUCAGAUUUCAAUAAGACUGUGCUUCAAUUUCAUUAUCGUCACACUUAAUGCUGUACAAGUGAUAAGCCUACAGCUACUAGCGAAAAAAGGAAAAUCGUCUAAUUAUUUGCAUUCCUAUAAGGACGAUAAUGAUGGAGAGAAUGUGUACCAUACUAAAUCAACCACUUGUCUAUCACACAAUGUCAAAUGAAGCUAAUAUUAUUUGUUAUGCGUACUUCUUUUGAGCUGAUUUGAUAUGAAUUGUUAUUCUCCUGCAAUCACCGAAUAAUAAAGUUACUGUUGGCCUAAUAUCAGCUAAAGCAUUCAAUUAAGAGCACACAAAUUGCAUCAUUAAUGAUUAAUGAUAUAAAACCAUAAUCCGCAAUUUAUGUUGAAUGCUCAUGAUGUCUGACUUGUGGAUUUUUUCACCUUCUAUUUUUUUUUAAUUUGCUGUAAAAAAAAAAUGGAAAAAGUUGGCUGCUCUGAUGCGCGUUCUGCUUAGUAUCCUGAACGUUCACAAAAGUAUUCCGCUAAAUGAUGGCGAUCAUCGUCGGCACUGAUAAUUGUUAUUUGCAACGUCAUUCAUAUUCGUCAUAUUCGUUUGUGGGUCACCGUGAUCGUUGCUAUCAAUGAAUGGUUCUCGCUAUGAAUGAAUAAUAAUGUCGAGUAGAAAUUUAAUGCUAUCCAGUUCUGGGAGAGAGGAAAUGAUAGAAAUAGCUGCAAUUUUAAAGAACCUCAAUUCAAUAUUUCUAGCUGUAAUUGAAUUCGCUAUUUUUAUUAUGCCAUAACGGUUACACGUCCACAAUGGCAUUAAACCCAUUUAACUUGAACUGUCAAUCAAAGCAGAAUUAUUUUUCUUGACGUCACAUGAAUCUAAGUUCUAGUAACUGGUUUUUUAUCUAUGCCUCUCUCUCCCAUAUGUUUGUGGAUACAAAUUGACUGCAACUAUGAAGCUAUUGGUACAAUUUAUGAAUGCAAGUGAACGAAACGACAUCGCAAGACGUCGCUCAUGUCUUCAAUUCACAAUCAAAACAAUUCGACGACGUGGCUUGGCUUUCCUCCUCCUCCUUGCUUUACACAGUUUCUUAAGCAGGCGAUUGUUAAACGUGUCCAACUCCCGUUCCGUCCUCUUUAGAUUGCAUUUACGAUGCGCAUAACGUAAUAUGACAAAGCACAAAGGACAUCGUAGAGUGACGUACACAUUUCGCAUAUGGUAGAUGCGAUGUACAUGAAAUAUCUCAAAUAUAUGCAAGGCGCAAACUUCUAGGCAAUGUGAUGUUACGCUAUGUAGCCAGGUUACGUGACUUUACUAACCAAUUGCAACAAGAUGACAUGCUAUGCAUUGGAAUCCAAAAGUGUCAAAAUGGACCUGUUCCACACCGUAACUUUGCGGGUACUCGUCCCUUUGUAACAACGAUUAUAAAUGAUUUACGCUAACCAGCAAAUUAGGUCGCCUUCUGCUAUGCGCAUCGUAAAUGUUAGUCUGGGAUCGUCUGUUGGACCGCGUAGAAAUAAUUUUGAUAAUGUAGUUAUGAAUUCCUUACACUCUUCCCUUGCAGAGCCUCAAAUUAAAAUGUACUCGAACAGUUAUCAUUGGUAAGCUUCGUUUGGGGUAGCUUCUUAUAGUUAUUGUAAAGCAUCCACCUCCGAAUUAAUCGUCGUUAGGUCUGAGCAAAACGAAAUUGCUUCUCCAUAUCAAUAUCAUUCCAAAUAUAAAUAUCCUGGACGCUCUUCCAUUCUGUUCAGAAAUUCGUAUCAAAUAAUAUGAUAUGGAUAGGACUUCAGAUUCUAAAGUUCUAACAAGUUCAAGUCGAUUUUUUUUGUAAUAAUUUCUCAAGUUAAACGGUAAUGUCACCUAUUAGAAGCAGGGCUACCGAAAAAUAACCAUUAGUGUUGGAUAGUUCACCUGUCUCAGCAACGAAAAUCAAACAUGAACUUAAUGGAAAACUUUUUUCUUACAACAAAUUAGCGCAUGUUCAAGUAUUAAAUUCGUCCCUGGGUUUUCUUCGUCAAAGAUACAGAUUAUAUGUUGUUAAUUUUGAAAAUGUAUGCCCGCUCAUUGAAGUGUUCUGUGGCAUAAAUUUUAGUUUUCAUAUUAGGUUGGGAGAAAGGAAUCCAAUCCAACAACUCACAAGUACAAUUUGUAUCGUAACUAAAAAUCGAAUACCAGCCUACUUAGCUGUGAGUGAGAACCUGAGUAAUAAUCACAGAUGAACACAAUCCUGACCACGUUACGUUUCUCAAUGAAGUGCUUUAACAAGUUUCAAUACCUAGAUCCAAUGGGAUUAUUGCGCCAAUGAUUAUUAUUAUUUCUUCAAUAAGGUUCCACCUAUUCUUUUGACUUGAAUAACUGCCUUUUUCCGACUCUUUGCAACUUAGAGGGCAACUUCUUUAUGUCGCUCUCCCAAAAGCCUUGGUACUGUUGAGAAAAACUUCAGAGCCAGUUUUCUCAACCUUCAGUUAAAAACAGUUUCACACCACAAACAGCAUCUGAAAUGAACAAGAACUUGGCGCCUGAUCCGAACGUUAAAGUGAAGUAAAGUUCAGCCUUAAUUAACUUCAGAAGCGGGGUCUGUUGAACCAUUUUGCUCUGUCAGAAGCCUAAUCUGGAUGAGUUGCAAAUCACCAUCCAGCGUCUCAAGCCGGCGUUCUGAUCUUUUCCCAUUCACUUCCAUGUUCAGACCAUUCUUAGCAGGUGAAUUCUCUCUUAACGCGAAUUCUGUGACCAUUGGAGAUGGCGUCUCUCGCAUUUUUUCGAUGACCGGUGCAACCCCAUAUCGUUCGCGAAUUUCCUCAUUUCGGACGUGAUCAUGGCGUGUUACGCCACUAGUCCAACGUAACACUUUCGUCUCCAUUACCGCGAGACGCCGUUCAUUGUCUUUUAUAGUCGGCCAUCAUCAUUGAUCAGCAACUCAUAAAUAACGCUUUUAAGUCCCACGAAAUAAAGUAAAAUUUUUCUAGCCAACAAUUUUAGUUUAAUCACAGUUUGGUCACUUCGCGGGCCCACCACCACCAUUAUAAGUUCUGGGGCGAUGGUACGAAAGUUCACAUCAUUGCGUGAAUUGAAUCCAUAUUUGUGCGACUGUCACAGUAUUGAUACCUAAACUAUUCACAGGGGCACAAUAGUUCUUCAAGGACGCGGUGCGACUUUCCCUUAACUAUUCACACUUUCAGCCACCUGACUCCCCUUUUCGCCUUUAUGGUAACAAAAUUAAAGAACGUAGUCGGUUUUCUGUUUGUUACUUUCAUCUUCGACACGCGAUAACAUAACUGAAUCCAUCAAUAAAAACAAUAAUAAAAGAAUUACGUUGUUUACGAUUUUCCUUCUCCCACAGUUGAAAAUACAUCCCCCCAACCCGCAGUUGAAAAUACAUCACGCGAUAUAUAUCUCAUGCGCCGUCUAGUGAAAAAAUAAUGGAUUUUUCUCCAAUCUAAUGCAAUAUUCCUUCAUUUCUGGUGUCGUUUGAACCUCUCCUCAUAAGUUUUUCUUUGGACGAAGGAAUGGUAAAUCAUCCUAAUGAUUUGCUUGCUUGUCUCAAACUCCAAUUUUCCUCGGCAUAAAUUCCUGUUUUCUUUGCUGAUAGCAAGUACUUUAGACAAUGAAGAGGGAGCAAACGCACUUGAAAAAAUUUUCGCUUCUGUCAAAUGUCGGUUUUAUUUUUCCAUUCCUACUAGUAUGCAACGGGUAUAAAGGUCUUUGAAUUCGAUAUUCCACAUAAAGCGCUUCUGAGAGACACUUCAUGUCAACACCGCCACCAGACUUCGCUAAUGUAUUUAGUAAAAAACGAGGAAGCAUCAAACAAAUGUAAUUAUUACAAUUAUUAUUGUACCGCUCGGGAUUUAACAGUGGGCAGAGCUACGAGCAGAUGGCAGAAUUUCAACACGUUGUUAUUCUUCCUUUAAAUUUCAACACAAUGUCCAAAUUGGAUCCAACAAUAUUUUUUCAACGAAACCCAAUAGAAUUUGGAUAAUCCAAAUGGUCAAGGAACUGUCGGUUUGGUACGAAUUAUAGGGAUUGCCAAUUAGAAAUAUAAAAAAUAACUUCGGAAAUCGGCAAAUUUGUACGAAGCUAGAAAUGUAAAUAAUCGGCAUACAAAACUUUGAAACUCCACUGUAUUUACACUCUUUCGUUAAUUUGCCUAUAUACGUAUGCUUGUUGCGGAUAUUCUUAUCCUCGCCUAGUAACUUCUUACAGCAUACAGUCGACAGCUUUAUGUUCCCUGAUUCUUCUUUAGUGUAUGUCUCCUAUUCUUUUCUUUGUGGAGUAUAGACCAUCCACACAGUCUAUUUGUUGUCAUUGUUGUUUCUCCCUCAUGUUUAUUGAGUGUAACACUGCGAAUCAGUUUCAUUGUCUUCACACCUAAUGUUGUGCAAGUGAUAAGCUCACAACAGCGAGACAAGAACAUGAAGAACACAAACCGCCAUGACGAUUGCCAUUUGAGCUCAGAACAGAUUGCGAGUUUGGCGCUCUAUCGUGUUGUUCUAUAAGUGUGUUUGUUCCAAACAGAUGAGAUAUCGACACUUUCCUGCACAAGAACACAUGGAAAGUGUUAUUCAAGAGAUUGUAUAUAAAUCAAUGGCACAACGAUACGACUUGCCGUGAAGCGUGUUAGAGCACUUCAUUUCUAGACCGUACUGUUACAGUUUGUAGGCAAUAUAGCUAGCAUUGUGAUCAUACUACCUUAAACUUAUGAUACAAAUCCUUUGUAUAAUAUUCAUGCAAAAUUUAACUAAAUGUACAAAUUGAGAAGAAAAAAAAUCAAAACUGUGGAAUUAUUAUAUUGGUCACUUGUGCAGGAAAGUAUAGAUGUACUCUAAGUUCUAGUGCUCGCUUUUUAUAUGGUCCGCGGUUAAUAUCGGCUUUCUGAAUAAUCGCUUUAUAUCCGACAAAAAGCUAUCUAUCUGUUUAAUGGCCAUCAUCAAUUUUAAUUUGCAAGUUACCAAGCAUCUACCCGAGAGAGUGCUUUUUUCGCUUUAGAACAUCAAUUUAUCAUGUUUCCAUGAGAUAACCUGAUGUUUCCUUUGCUGCUCUUCGAAGAUAAAGCGAUUAUAUAACUGCCUCCAAAGUUCAACUCUUUAACACAGUGACUGCGGGCGGGGAUAAGUGCAACUCCUUUUUGUGGCGGCUUCGUAUUAAACUUAAACUUUAAUACGUUUCAAUGAAAAAAACUUAUAGAUAGUUGCUUUGUAAGUCCUUAUUACGUGAGGGAAAAAAGAAAAAUGCUCAUUGUGUAGGAAUGCGCCGUAGCAUAUAAAACGUGAUAUGUAAUUUUCUCUGCUGUCCCGUAAAAGUUUUCCCACUCCUUCUAACAAUGUACCUUUCGCGACUUAAAUCAUUUAUUGAUUGAUUUGAAUUUAUUUACUACCAAUUCGAACGAAAUAAUUUUUCAGUAGCACUUGUUUCUCAUGGAGGAUCAUGUGGGACCUCGGCGCAAAACCGAGAUGUCUGGAGUUCCUUAUUAAGGCAGGCCUAGACCGGAUACCGGUUGUUGCGCCGUUGAUAAUGAUAAUGACUUGUUUCUGUGUAUCGUAACCUACAAACUUGUGAGUCGACUUGCCUUUCCUUUUUCCUCUUUCCAAAGAUGAUCACAAUCUAUAACCGACACAUAAUUUCGAAAAAGCUAAAUUAUGAAAUCCAAUUAUAUGUUUCGAUUUUAAAUUUUUGUAUGAUUGUAUGGAAUGGUUUAUAGUUGCGAUAACUUUUGCUUUGCAACGCAAUUCCCCCCCAAUUUUAAAAAGCCAAUAUACAAAACCACAUGAAUUACUUCUCAUUUUUUGUGAUAUUUCCGAAGAAAUAUGUAUUUAUUGCUUGAAAGACUACAUUUGACUAUCAGAUAGAAAUGAUCCAGAAAAUGUUAUUGUACGUGUAUACUUAAAAUUUAGUACUUAUUAUGCCAGUGGAUAAUUUUAGAGUCAAUAAUAAUUUUUAUGAUCGGAAAAAAAUCGAUGGAAAGCUUUAAUUAACUGGUAAAGUUUGAUUGAUCGUAAAUUUUGGUAAUAACAUUUUGAUUGGAUUAUAGGAUGUAAAACAUAUCAUGCUCUUUACUAAAAAUAUUAAAAUCAAUUGCAUUUUCACUAGCUCUUGUCAGACCGUAUAUCCGAUUCGUUCAAAUGUUGUUAUAAAAUGACGUAUCACAUCCGUCCCUGACUGUGACUACACAGUCAACAGAUGAGUAAAAAAUCUUCAUAGUAUGAACGAGAUUGUUCUAACAAUUUCCGUUAACCGAUGUUAUGACAACAAUGAACGAACAUUUUCAACAAUUAGCCGCAACAAUGCAGAUCAUGUAGCCUUUCAAGUGAAAAAUAUUAACUUCAAACGACGUACUUCCUUAAUGUUUAUUUUUGAUUAUUUCUAAUGGACGACGUAUUUCGUUGUAAUGUGCUUAAAAUUAUAUUGUUGGAGGAUAAAAAGCUAUAAUUUUUCAAGUGAUAAACAUAAAUUUUGCAAACAAAGUAUAGUGAAAAAUGAAAAAAAUGUAUAAAACAGUAUUUUACACUUUAUUUUGCGUUGACUUAUUAUUAUUUUUUUAAUUUAAACAUAACUUUUAUCUAUCUAUAUUGACUAUUAAAGAAAAAAAAAGAAAAACAUUAAGAACGUCUGUAUACAUUUCUAUUAUGGUUUAUAUAUUUUUAUUUAGUAUUUUUGCUACUUAUCGUGUAAGAAGAAAAAUUCAGAGACAAUGAAUUAGUUAAAACGUAAGAUAUAUAUAAACGCAGAAGAAUAGUGAACAUAUUUACAUAUUUUUAUGGCACAUUUUGUUUGUAAGGGCAAUUUAAUUUUUGUAUUAGUUGUACGUUAGUUUCGUAUAAUGUGUAAAGUAGAAAAGAAGAAAUAAAACAACAACAGCGGAGACAAUACUAAUGGCCAUUAUUAUUAUUAUGAGAAAACUGAAGGAGCGUCAGAAUGUUUCUUUUUUAAAUUUUUAAAUUCCCAAACGCUCGCCAAAAUUGCUUCUUUUUUUAUAAAAAGAAAUCAAACUAAAAAUCAAAAUACCAACCAGUCUCUCAUAUCGGUUAUGAAGAACUAGAUGGAAGUCUUAAAUUAUGGAAAACAUUGAAAUAUCAAACCUUAAAUGAUAUGAAAUGAAUAAAAAGAAUUGCUAACAUUAGAAAUAAAUUCUUUAUUUAAUAGUAUUUACUUAGUUUGAAAAUCCAUAAUUUAAGGAAAUGACAAUUUAUAGAUUUUAGUUUGUAAGCUAAAGCAAAAGGAAUAUUAUAGUUCUAAUUAUAACGGAAGAAAAAAAGUUGCUGAAGACGCAAGAGUUCAUGUAAAAAUGAAAAAGGUAUAUUAAAAAAAAAAUGAAACAGCAUAAAAGGAAAUUGUACUAUACAGAAAAAAUAAAUGUGCCAUUUUUUCAUUAAA